AAGGUGCUCCAAGCAAACCUCCAGCACAGCGUGGCCGCUACGGCCCAACUGAGACGCUGUCUGGAAGGUUUGCCAACAGCCGUUGCCCUCCUGCAAGAACCUUGGACGGGCAGCGGACACAUACGAGGGCUCUCCAACACCAAAGGCUGUCGCGACCUAGUCCUCGUCUCGGCUUACAUGCCCGGAGAGGACGAGCCACCGCCACUCGAACUACAACGACUGGUCAGCCACUGCGAGAGAACAGGCCUCGCAAUCAUCAUCGGGGCCGACUCUAACGCGCAUCACCCUUUGUGGGGUAUGGAGACCAGUAACAACAGAGGUGCUACGGACAGUCCCCUGUGCCGAGGGUGCAUGGAGACAGAGGAAACAGCUGCUCACGUGGUGCUGGAGUGCAUCGGGGUGGCUCCAUACAGGGCAAAAUAUCUCGGAUCUCCGAGAGACCUCCCCGAGGUCCUACUCAACAUCAAGGGUCUGGUAGGAUUUCUCGAGGAGUUGGGAUGGCAGGACUAGCCAACCCCUCCCUCUUAUCACGCAAAAUAGGCGCUAGACGUCGAGUUGCGGAAAAUCGCCCGUUCUACAAUACAAU
Messenger RNA from Leguminivora glycinivorella, 586 nucleotides. RefSeq lists its product as uncharacterized. NCBI's taxonomy places the organism in Eukaryota, Metazoa, Arthropoda, Insecta, Lepidoptera, Tortricidae. The transcript has 3 exons. The record is from RefSeq and is a predicted model, not a curated record. Bases 178 to 510 code for a protein of 110 amino acids.